Molecule: messenger RNA, 1260 nt
Organism: Pungitius pungitius (ninespine stickleback)
Lineage: Eukaryota; Metazoa; Chordata; Actinopteri; Perciformes; Gasterosteidae
Product: vacuolar protein sorting-associated protein 26B-like
Exons: 6
Coding region: 166-1167 (333 amino acids)
Biological process (GO): retrograde transport, endosome to Golgi; intracellular protein transport
Cellular component (GO): endosome; retromer complex
Source: RefSeq, a predicted model, not a curated record
GCACUCCAUCGGUUGUAACUCUGUAUUUUCAAUAAUCUAAGAAGCGGUUUAAGCGCUGGAGGUCUCACAGCCUAACGAGAAGAAACUCUUGAUCGCACCGUUUUACAGAACCAGGAGGGGGUGUUUCUCAGGAAGAGCCAUUGAGAGCUCGACUGAACCGCAGCGAUGAGCUUCUUCGGUUUUGGUCAAAGUGCGGACAUCGACAUAGUUCUGAAUGACGCCGAAACGAGAAAGAAAGCGGAGCAUAAAAGCGAGGACGGCAGGAAGGACAAGUAUUUUCUCUUCUACGACGGGGAGACGGUGUCGGGGAAAGUCAACGUGACGCUCAAGUACCCGGGGAAGAGGUUCGAGCACGGCGGCCUCAAGGUGGAGUUUAUCGGGCAGAUAGAGCUGUACUACGACCGAGGGAACCACCACGAGUUUGUGUCUCUCGUGAAGGACUUGGCUCGGCCGGGGGAGCUCACACAGUCCCAAACGUUUGAUUUUGAGUUCACGCACGUGGAGAAACCCUACGAGUCUUACACCGGCCAGAACGUCAAACUACGCUACUUCCUGAGGGCCACUGUCGGCCGGAGGCUGAAUGACAUCAGCAAGGAGCUUGACAUCGUGGUGCACACGCUCAGCACCUACCCGGAGCUCAACUCCUCCAUCAAAAUGGAAGUGGGGAUUGAGGACUGUCUGCACAUAGAGUUUGAGUACAAUAAAUCCAAGUAUCACCUCAAAGACGUGAUCGUCGGGAAGAUUUACUUCCUUUUGGUGAGGAUCAAGAUCAGACACAUGGAGAUCGACAUCAUCAAGCGGGAGACAACCGGCACGGGGCCCAACGUGUACCACGAGAACGACACCAUGGCGAAGUACGAGAUCAUGGACGGCGCGCCGGUCAGAGGAGAGUCCAUCCCCAUCCGGCUGUUUCUAGCAGGUUACGAGAUGACGCCCACCAUGAGGGACAUCAACAAGAAGUUCUCGGUGCGCUACUACCUCAACCUGGUCCUCAUCGAUGAGGAGGAGAGGCGCUAUUUCAAACAGCAGGAGAUCACCCUGUGGAGGAAAGGCGACAUCGUGAGGAAGAGUAUGUCUCACCAGGCCAUCAUCGCCUCCCAGCGCUUUGAAGGCUCCUCCAAUCCGGAGAAGAACCACACCCAGAGCAACGAAGAGGACGACAGCUAAAGCCCAUUUUGUAUGUGUGUGUGUGUGUGUGUGUGUGCGUGGCAAGGGAGCCAACAGUCUGACUCAAACUGUAGUUGGAAGUAAUUGUGUUUG